CCACCGCCCCGCCCGCCCAGAGCUAGCCCGGGCCCCGCCAUGGGCCACAACGACAUUAUGAACACCGCCGAGGACUUCGCCGACCAGUUCCUGAGGGUAACGAAGCAGUACCUGCCCCACGUGGCCCGGCUGUGCCUCAUCAGCACCUUCCUGGAGGAUGGCAUCCGCAUGUGGUUCCAGUGGAGUGAACAGAGGGACUACAUCGAUGGCACGUGGAACUGUGGCUACUUCCUGGCCUCCAUCUUUGUGUUCAUAAACCUCUUCGGGCAGCUGAGUGGCUGUAUCCUGGUGCUGAGUAGGAACUUUGUGCAAUAUGCCUGCUUUGGACUGUUUGGAAUUAUAGCAUUACAGACUAUUGCAUACAGCAUUCUAUGGGACCUGAAGUUCUUGAUGAGGAAUCUUGCCCUUGGGGGAGGCUUGUUGCUGCUUCUGGCUGAGUCCCGCUCAGAAGGGAAGAGCAUGUUUGCUGGUGUCCCCACCAUGAGGGAGAGCUCCCCAAAGCAGUACAUGCAGCUGGGGGGACGUGUGCUGCUCGUUCUCAUGUUCAUGACACUGCUACACUUUGAUAUGGACUUCUUUUCUAUUCUGCAGAACAUUGUGGGCACAGCCCUGAUUAUCUUGGUGGCAAUUGGCUUCAAGACUAAGCUGGCUGCCUUGACUCUGGUCAUCUGGCUGUUUGGCAUCAACAUCUACUUCAAUGCCUUCUGGACCGUCCCAGCCUACAAGCCCAUGCACGACUUCCUCAAAUACGAUUUCUUCCAGACCAUGUCUGUCAUUGGAGGGCUCCUCCUUGUGGUUGCACUGGGUCCCGGUGGAGUCUCCAUGGAUGAGAAGAAAAAAGAGUGGUAACAGGAAUAGCAACAUUUCUUGGGACAUACUGUACUAAGUCCAGAACUGAUUCUCUAUGGAUUCAACAAAAACUGCCAGCAUUUUACACAUACAUGCCCCCUUCCUAUAAAAGGCACAGAUGUUUUGAAUUUGAUUUACUGCGGCACCAGUAAUACAAUAGAUAAAAUCUUA
Messenger RNA from Parus major (Great Tit), 1020 nucleotides. It is a transcript of the gene SURF4, whose product is annotated as surfeit 4. Bases 40 to 849 code for a protein of 269 amino acids. The transcript is spliced from 6 exons. NCBI's taxonomy places the organism in Eukaryota, Metazoa, Chordata, Aves, Passeriformes, Paridae. The record is from RefSeq and is a predicted model, not a curated record. Gene Ontology annotation, biological process: Golgi organization. Gene Ontology annotation, cellular component: endoplasmic reticulum-Golgi intermediate compartment; membrane; endoplasmic reticulum.